Molecule: messenger RNA, 2195 nt
Organism: Diospyros lotus (date-plum)
Lineage: Eukaryota; Viridiplantae; Streptophyta; Magnoliopsida; Ericales; Ebenaceae
Exons: 5
Coding region: 484-1695 (403 amino acids)
Source: RefSeq, a predicted model, not a curated record
GGCUACUUACUGGGUAGGCAAAGGAGGACAAAUGUCGGAGGCCACACAAUCCUCAGUUCCCCACUUCUUUUGCAUGUUUAAGAAGGGAGAUCUCCCACCGCCGCCACCACCACCACCACCUCCACUGGCACCCUUCGCGUUCCCACUCCCUCCCCUCCCCCUCUUUUUCUGAUUUUCCAAACCGCCUUCUCUUCUUCGUCUUCAUCCAUAAAAACCCCUCUCUCUCCUGUCCCCUCACUACAACCAUCUCCUCUCUCUCUCUCUCUCUCUCUCUCUCUCUCUGCUUUUUCUUUUCAUUCUUCCUUCUCUUCUGCUGCUGGGUCCCUCACUCUAUCUGCAACUCACUUGGGUUUGGCCCUUUAUUAAAUCUUCUCCAACCAGCAUUCAAGGAGGAAGACCAACUCCCCUACCCCCAUCAAAACCCUCCCCCACCUUUCCGUUUCUCCCUCUCUCUACCUCUCUGUUUUUCCGGGGGCUUUUCGAAUGGCUGAGGUUUUGGACAACGGCAAGUUCUGGCUUCCGGCCGAGUUUCUCACCGAUGACGACGUCCUCCUCUCGGCCAAGCAGGGCUUGGGCUGCAACGGGUUCCGUCCUGGUUUAGGGCCUAAAUUCGGUUUUCCCGUAGAGUUUCCCUACGAGAUGGGUUCGCUCGGCUCGCCGGUGGAGUCGGUGGUGGGCUCAACGGAGACGGAGAGCGACGAGGACGACGUGCUCGCCGGGCUGACUCGCCAGUUCGCUCGGUCAUCUCUGCUAGAACACGCCGAGAAAAUCCCUUCCGGUGCGCAAAAUUUUGAGAAGUUCUGGGUCUCGUCCGGUUCACCCCAGUCGACGCUGAGCGCGGCAGGGAGCUGGUCCGUGUCUAGCCACGGGAGCCCCAAUGGUCCUUCGCCGCCGACCACGCCUCUGGGGGAAACCGACGCCUGGGAUCUGAUUUACGCCGCCGCCGGACAGGUCGCGAGGUUGAAGAUGAACAGCGAAGGGCCUUCUAGAGGUGGUGGCCUACUUGGUCCCCACCGUAGUCCGGCUCCACUUCAUCACCCCUCCCCGCCGGUGGAAUACCCCGACUUCGGUUUCUACUUCAGCCACUGCAACCCCUCGCAGGACUACUUGCUGAAGCAGCAGUCCGCUUCGUUAUGGGGAAGACAAACGAGAGAGGCCGUUUUCCCACAUCUUCAUCAACAGAUGAUGCCUCAGAACGGAGGGGGGAGAGUUCUUGGCGGUGGGUUCGAGAGAAAGGAGAGAAGCGAGCGGCCGCUUGGCUUGCCGCAGGCUGCAUGGCCGCCUCUGCAGACGAAUCAUCAAAGCCAACUAAGUCAGCCGCUGCAGGGAGGCCGUUCCGCCGUGGGGGCGGUGUUUCACGGCGGAUCUGCGGUGAAGAAGCAGUGCGCGGGCACCGGCGUGUUUCUGCCUCGUCGUUACGCUAGCCUUUCUUCCGCGACUCGCAAGAAGCCAGGUAGUUCAACAGCCACAGCCCCGCCGGUUCCAUCUAGAGUGGUCCCUGCCAAUGGCUUCUUUGCCCAGUCCACUGCUACUCCGACACACAUUAACGCUUCUUCCUACUUGCCAGAGGAGAUUGAGGCUGUAAUGGCAAGAAGGACCGCGCUGCUGGUGCAGCAAAGGCGGAGUACGAGGCCAGAGGGGGCAAUGUAUCGUCAUCAUCAUGAACUGUGCCUGCCGCAGGAGUGGACAUAUUGAAACCCAAUUUGGCAAUUUCUCUGGUUUUUGUUGGAGAAAAAUUGUUAAGGAAAAGCAGCAAGUAUAGGAAAGGGUUAGAAGAAGAUACUGGAACUCGGUUCGUUUAGGGAAGAAAGACAAUCCACAUAUAUAUAAUAUUAUAUAUAUAUAAGGAAGGAAGGAGUGUAGUUAGGGAAGGGUAAGGAAAGGUAAAAUAAGAGGAGGAUCCAAGAUGGAGACGAUGGCUUUUGUGGGUUUUGUAAUAAAUAAGAAAUGGGUAGGGAGGGAGGUAGUAGAUUUUUGGUUUUGUUUCUUGUUUUUAGGUUUUAUUAUUGCUAGGAGAUAUAUUAUUGAGCCUUGUCCUCACCUCUGGUUGGCUUUCGCUUGCUCUUUGUUUGGGCCCUGUGGCUGUAGUUUCCAGUUGAAGACAAAUGCACAAUCCUAUCGCUGUAACAUAUUAUAUCAUCCAUCCAUUUGCCUAGUACGAGAGUCUUAAUAAUAAGUCUUAUGUUUCUUUCGAA